Caenorhabditis bovis is the source of this 924-nucleotide messenger RNA. The record is from the annotation of a GenBank genome assembly. Lineage: Eukaryota; Metazoa; Nematoda; Chromadorea; Rhabditida; Rhabditidae.
AUGAAUAAUGAUAGAAGCUUACGGGAUCUGUUGCUUGAAUCCGCCGAUGAUCUAGAAUGCGUUGUGAAGCAGAUCAUCGACUCGUUAUUAAACCGCGACAAGAAUCCAAUUUUGCGUGGCGGUGAGACGGUCACGAAUCUUGUGAAAAUGUUUGAUGCCAAGCAAGAUGAUGUCAGAAAACUUCUGGGACGAGUCCCCGAAUUUCAAGAACGCCAAAAACUGAUUUGCGAAUUACGUGAAUGUGUACGGCAACGCGAUGAAAUCAUUCAGGAUCUUGAGUUUAAACUCAAAAGUUUCGAAGUUGCUUUAAAUGCUGCUGCUUUUACCGCAAGUAAGAAAUUGAAAGCGGUUAGAGAAGCCGAUUUGCGACCAGUGAAUAGCGAAACUGUCAUCAAAUUAGCUCACCAAAUCAGUAGAAGUUACUCGAUUGCUGCUCCAUUCACAUGGCAACUUGGUGAUCCUUCGCGGCCUUUUCCGCAAGAGCAUGAAUUCCGCAACAGUGCUCUUAUUAACUCAAAACCAAUGUCAUCUGGUCCUCAUCCGAUUGGAGUUGUCAGGAAUCCCAAUCAAAUUCAUCGCACUCCUCCAAUUGGACGAUCUUCAAGCUCGCCCAUGUUCAGUCAGGUUCCUCAAAAUAUGUGGAGUCCCCGAUAUCCACAAACUUCGCAAGAAGGAAUGAUGUCUCGCGGGGUAACACCAAAUCAAACGAAUCGGCCAUGGGCUGGAGGUCCUACGACGCCCUCACAAUCACCAUUCCAUAAAAGACCACCGACUCAGAGUCCACUUGUCUCUCCACGUCUGAAUUUGAAAAUUACCGGAUUACCACAAAAUCGAGUUGCGCCGCCGCCAGUACGAAACGUUGAGCAAAUGUCGUCAGAUUCAUCGAGCAGUUCAAGCAGCGAAGAUGAAAGUGGAAAACCAUAG